Messenger RNA from Pangasianodon hypophthalmus (striped catfish), 2285 nucleotides. RefSeq names its product transcription factor 7 (gene tcf7). Gene Ontology annotation, molecular function: DNA-binding transcription factor activity, RNA polymerase II-specific; RNA polymerase II cis-regulatory region sequence-specific DNA binding. The coding region runs from base 275 to 1714 and encodes 479 amino acids. The record is from RefSeq and is a predicted model, not a curated record. Gene Ontology annotation, cellular component: beta-catenin-TCF complex. Lineage: Eukaryota; Metazoa; Chordata; Actinopteri; Siluriformes; Pangasiidae. The transcript has 12 exons. Gene Ontology annotation, biological process: regulation of transcription by RNA polymerase II; canonical Wnt signaling pathway.
GUCAUUGAAAGUGUCAAUCAGCGCGUGGUGCCCUUUGAUGUUCGCGCUACACGACUUGUCUUCUGCUCAAAAGCAGUAUUUGUUGCAGGCCGUGACUACAAUACUUUUCAUCUCGUCGUGGUCCUAUGUAUUUUUCUGUUUUCUCUCAGAAAGUUCGAGCCCUUAAAUUUUGAGAAAAAUUCACAAGUUUCUGACACGAAAGUGGAAGUGUCUUUGUUUUGUUUUGUGUUUUUUUUUUUUUUUUUUUUUUUUUUUUUUUACAAAGAAAAAAAAAAUGCCGCAGCUCAAUAGCGGAGGGGGAGAUGAUCUCGGAGCCAACGACGAAAUGAUUGCCUUCAAAGAUGAAGGAGAACAAGACGAAAAAAUUCAAGAGAACGCGUUUACGGAGCGGGACUUGGCCGAUCUGAAAUCGUCGUUGGUGAAUGAAUCGGAGAUCAGUCAAAACUCGCACCCGCCGGUGGUUAGAACAGGACAGCAGGAGGAGCAGAGAGUGUACGAAGAGAAACACAGGGAACACCUCGAACAUCUUGACGACGUACCAAAGCCUCAAGAUGGAGGGAUGUACAAAGCAUCGGCAUAUUCUGGAUACCCCUUCCUGAUGUUGCCGGAUCCCUAUCAUCCCAAUGGACAAGUGUCACCAUCUACUAACAAAGUGGCAGUGGUGCAGCAGCCUCAUGGGAUGCACCCACUUACAUCACUUCUGCCAUACAGCAAUGAACACUUCAACCCCAGCCCUUCACAUCUGACAUCAGAUAUGAGCCAAAAACCAGGUGUUCACAGACAUCAGCCUCAUGAUCUCCCAAGCUUCUAUUCCCUGCCCUCAGGAGGAGUUGGCCAAAUAACCCCAUCCAUGGGUUGGCAAAGUCAGCCUGUCUAUCCACUCUCCUCGUGUGGCUUCAGGCAGCCCUACUCUUCCAGUCUCGCCAGCAACUCCUCCUAUUCCAGGUUCUCUCACUCUCUUAUUAUGGGGACAUCCGGAAUGCACCCUACAGGAAUCCCACACCCUGCUAUAGUGCCCUCUUCAGGCAGGCAAGAGCACGACCAGUUUGACAUUAAGCCUCAUACAGAGUCAAAGAGGGAGAGAGAGCCUAAGAAGCCAGUCAUCAAGAAGCCUCUGAAUGCCUUUAUGCUCUAUAUGAAGGAGAUGAGGGCAAAAGUCAUCGCAGAAUGCACCUUGAAGGAGAGUGCUGCUAUCAACCAGAUACUGGGCCGCAGGUGGCAUGCUCUGACUCGUGAGGAACAGGCUAAAUAUUAUGAGCUUGCCAGGAAAGAGCGGCAGCUUCACAUGCAACUCUACCCAAGCUGGUCUGCCCGAGACAACUAUGGCAAAAAGAAGAGAAGAAAAAGAGAAAAGCAGCAAGAUUCUGCCACAGACCCUGGCUUCCCUAAGAAAUGCCGAGCUCGUUUCGGCCUCAAUCAACAAAUGGACUGGUGUGAUCCCUGCAGGAGAAAAAAGAAGUGCAUUCGCUACCUUCAAGGAAGACAGUGCGCCAGCCCCAAUUCUUCCGAUGGAAGUGCUGUAGAUUCACCCUCCUCUCCUAUUAAUCACUUCACACACCUCAUCUCUCCUCUAAACUGCCCCUUUCCUUUUCCUGAUGCAAGCAAUGUCCAUACGCAGACCAGAAAACACCCUUACCCUCAACACUCAGCCCUAGCGAACUCCCAAUUUUCUUCAGCAGAGCGAAAACAGAGAGCACAAUCCACACUUCAGUAGUCCAUAUCAUUAAACAAUGAGACCCAGAAACUCUUCUGCCUUCAGUGUUUUCACUAGACACUAUAAAAAUUUUAAUGGAGACACCAGCUGCUGUGUGUAUCACAUUGCCAGCAACUUAAUUGUAAAAAUUUUAAAAUGUCUUCAAAUGAUGGUAUUUUAUACCUAAUAUUAAACAUUUGUUUUUAUUUGUCAUUUUUCUUAUUCCUGUUGUUCCCUUUAUUUACAAAUGCCACUUUCUGAGUGCUAUGUCUGGUAUCUUUCAUCUAAACAUCAGUGUCAAGUAUGUUUCAAGCAACAACAAUGAAAAUGCUUCAUUUUGAUGUUUACCUAGUCCGCCACCAAUAAUAAAUAUCGAUUCUGAAUCUAUUCAGCCAUAGAAUAGAAUGUGCCAAAGUUCUCAAGUUAUAAUAGAGAGUUUAUGUUGAAUUAAUGCAGCUCUUCAAAUUACUGUGCUUGUUUACUUCAUAUACAACAAAAUUCUUUACUUCCUUUAAGUGGUGUUGAUUUGUUGUGUCUUCUUUUGUGACAUAUCCAUUUUUAAUAUAUUAAACAUUUUGGAAAACUUUGAAAA